AUGCACCGAACGCAACCUCAUAUGGUUCCAUUAAGUCGUAAAUUGUCCGCUGCCGACAGAACUAGUCCUGUUAAAAAACACCUUUUUAAAAAUAUGAGGUCGAAUUUCCGUUCUUCUUCCAUAAACAGUCCUUUUUCCAUUGCACAACCAGGUUUUGUCUCUCUCGACAGAAAAAUCACCUCUCGAAGUUUGGCCGGUGCUCCUUCAGCUCAUGCAAUAUCUAAAUCUAUUCCAUUAAUUCAUAAGUCCUCUUCUCGUGUCGAUAGAGCCAGUAAGCCUAAGAAGACUACCACCCAAGUAGAAGCUGCUUUAAUGAAGACUUCACCUUCAGGAACCGCUCAAAUCGCUCAUGGUGAUACUGCUGUCAGCCUACUUACAAUGCAAACCAUAAUGCCAAUACUAUCGUAUACACUACAUCAUGGAAUGAGAAAGAUCCUCGCUCUCCCCCUCUCUCUCUCUCUUUUCUCUCUCUCUCUCUCUCUCUCUCUCUCUCUCUAA
This is a messenger RNA of Acanthosepion pharaonis, 498 nucleotides long. The record is from the annotation of a GenBank genome assembly. Lineage: Eukaryota; Metazoa; Mollusca; Cephalopoda; Sepiida; Sepiidae.